Messenger RNA from Leptinotarsa decemlineata (Colorado potato beetle), 2518 nucleotides. RefSeq names its product fascin domain-containing protein singed (gene singed). Gene Ontology annotation, molecular function: protein-macromolecule adaptor activity; actin filament binding. Gene Ontology annotation, biological process: establishment or maintenance of cell polarity; cell migration; actin filament bundle assembly. Gene Ontology annotation, cellular component: cytoplasm; actin cytoskeleton. NCBI's taxonomy places the organism in Eukaryota, Metazoa, Arthropoda, Insecta, Coleoptera, Chrysomelidae. The record is from RefSeq and is a predicted model, not a curated record.
UUACUUCUUUUCUGUCUGCAGAGCCAUCGUUCGGUAGUUCGAACUCGUAGUAGGCACUGUUGUGGCGAGAGUGCGCGAUAGAGCGAGAGCAGACAGCAGACUAUCGCUAUCGAACGUUUUCAAUCGUGCGCCGGCUGUGAGUGGUCGAAGUUUCUGAAUAACAAGUACCGGGACAAGGAAUUUCUGACUUGUUCGAUAAGUAGUGAAGACUUGAGAGGUUUUACUUUGAAAGAAAGAUCUACCAAAGGAGUUUCUGCAAUUAUGAACGGAACAGAUCAUACGAAUGGUGGUGAAUUGAACGGCUGUGGAGAUAUUAUUACGCAAAAUCAACAGAAAGGUUGCUGGACAAUCGGUCUGAUCAAUUCUAAAUUUCGAUAUCUCACCGCAGAGACUUUCGGAUUCAAAAUAAACGCGAAUGGAACUUCUUUGAAAAAGAAACAGAUUUGGACUUUGGAGCCUGAUACAAGUAACGCAGGAGACAGCCUCAUCUAUCUGCGCUCUCACCUGGACAAAUACCUCGCCGUCGACUCUUUCGGUAACGUGACCUGCGAAAGCGACGAGAAAGAGCCCGGUAGCAAGUUCCAAAUCAGCGUAGCUGAAGAUGGCACCGGCAGAUGGGCCCUCCGAAACGUCGUCCGCGGUUACUUCCUCGGAUCCUCCGCCGACAAACUGACGUGCACCGCCAAAGUACCGGGCGAUUCUGAACUGUGGCACGUACAUCUAGCCGCCCGGCCCCAGGUCAACCUCAGGUCGAUUGGUAGGAAGCGGUUCGCGCAUCUGUCCGAGAAUUUGGACGAGAUUUACGUUGACGCCAACAUUCCUUGGGGAGAAGAUACGCUUUUCACGCUGGAGUUUAGACAUGAUGAAUCUGGGAAAUACGCAAUCCACACCUGCAAUAAUAAGUACCUUUCGAUGGGAGGAAAGUUGGUAGACAGUUGCAACAAAGACUGCCUCUUCACUGCCGAAUACCAUAGCGGUCAGUUGGCCCUUAGGGACCGAAACGGCCAAUACCUGAGCCCCAUUGGAUCCAAAGCUGUACUCAAAACACGUUCAAACACAGUAACAAAAGAUGAACUUUUCUCCUUGGAAGAUUCUCUUCCUCAGGCUAGUUUUGUUGCAGCGCUGAAUACCAGAUUUGUGUCUGUCAAACAAGGUGUUGAUGUGACAGCAAAUCAGGAAGAAAUCUCAGACCACGAAACUUUCCAACUGGAAUUCGACUGGAGUACCAAGAGAUGGUAUAUUCGUACAAUGCAAGACAAAUACUGGACCUUAGAAACUGGAGGGGGUAUUCAAGCCUCAGGUGAUAAAAGAUCUUCCAAUGCUCUAUUUGAUCUGGUCUGGCAGGGAGACGGUUCCGUGGCAUUCAGAGCAAACAAUGGUCGCUAUGUGAUCACAAAAAGGUCUGGACACCUCUAUGCUACAUCAGACACCGUAGAUGACACAUGUAAAUACUUUUUCUACCUUGUAAACAGACCCAUCCUAGUACUGAAGUCGGAACAAGGUUUUGUUGGUUUCAAAUCUGCAUCAAAUCCUAAAUUGGAAUGCAAUAAGGCUACAUAUGAGACCAUCCAAGUAGAGAGAGGAGACAAAGGCAUUGUCCAUUUCAAAAGUCAAAACAGCAAAUACUGGCAUGUCGAUAGUGAAGGCGUUACUGCAGAUUCUGACACUCCAGAGGGCUUUUAUCUAGAACUACGCGAACCGACACGCCUUUGCAUAAAAACCAUUAGUGGUAACUAUUUAACUGCCAAUAAAAAUGGUUGUUUCCGUAUGGGUGAUAGUAGUAUCGAAAACGCUACACAAUGGGAAUACUAAAUACUCGAUGCAAUAUUUAUUUUUACAUAAUAAAGGUGACUCAUCAUUUAUAAUAAAGAUGUCCAUUUUUGUGGGUUCUAUCUUAUGGCAAAAUAUUGUUAUAUGUUUUAUUUUUAUUUAAAAUUAUGUGCACGUUAUUUUGUCAGAUUCUAUUUAUUUCAAUUUGUAUUUAAUGUAGGUGAUAGUUUUUCCUAUUUGAUUUAAUUUUUAGAUUUAUAAUGUGAUUUAUCGAAAUUUAGUUUUAAGUAGUGUUUAAUAGCCAAAAAUAAUAUCCUCAACUGCCAAAACCCAUGGCCUUUUUUGUACACUACCAAAUAUUUGUCUUAACUUAAAAAAUAUUGUAUGAUUAAAUGUAAGAGGGGUUCAAAUAUACCACAAACCGUGUAAUGUUUUUUCUGAAGUCGUGAACCACGAAUUAUAAGCAGUGUAAUUUUCAUUUACUUAGUCUUUCAACAUUAUGGCAUCGGUACUCUUAAUAUCAAGGUCUUUGUUACCGGAAAUAUGCAUUUAUUAUUGUAUUUUAAAGCUCAAACCAUAUAUAGGUACAGAUUAUUUUUUACAUAUCUUUAGAAUUUAAGAGCUUUGCAAUUUUUAAGGAGUCUUAUUGUAUUUUUGUAGCUUUUUUAGCAGUGAACGUAGGUCUAAACCCAAGACAUUUUUGUAAGAUGAUUGUAACCGUUUUAAAAUAAAAAUAUACUUAAAUGUG